This is a messenger RNA of Paramuricea clavata, 327 nucleotides long. The record is from the annotation of a GenBank genome assembly. NCBI's taxonomy places the organism in Eukaryota, Metazoa, Cnidaria, Anthozoa, Malacalcyonacea, Plexauridae.
AUGUCAAACAAAUUCCUAAAGAUAGCUGCAAGUGUUAUUGCACCAUCGUUAACAGGAAUAUUCACUGCAUCUAUUAAUACCGGAAUAUUCCCGUAUGAAUGGAAGGCAAGCAGAGUAACGCCAGUAUUUAAGAGUGGCACAAGAAAUAACCCAGGCAACUAUCGGCCUAUAUCAAUUAUUCCAUGUGUUGCUAAAAUUUUUGAAAAAAUAAUUUUCGAUCAACUACAUGGGUAUCUUGAUUCAAAUAACUUGCUGAACACAUGCCAAUCUGGAUUUCGACCGUUUCAUAGUACCCUAACAGCGUUGCUAGAAGCCACAAGCGACUGA